UUUGUCUAAUUAUUUUUUUUUAUAACCACAGUCGUGUUAAUUAUAUCCUAAUUAAAAAAGCACUGGGAAUUCGUGCUGACGUCGCAUGAAAAUUUGCGAUAAGCAGAAAUGGGUGUUUUAAUCUUUUCAAAAACCCCCACCACCUUUUCCUUUACAUAAAUACCUCUCCACGUCUUUACUUACGCUUUUGUCAAUUUGUUGAAAUGGCAAACGAUAAGCACAAUCAGUGCAAGGAAUGCGGCUGCAACUGCAGGAAGUGCGCCAGCGACCACGACCUGCACCUCCACGUCGAAAUCGAAAAUCUCAAACAGAAGCUUGUCGAACGCGACAGCCACAUCACGACAAUGGAAACGAACGUCUUGAACGAGGCGAACAAGCCCUCUGUACACGAGGAGCUGUUCACCUGGCAGGACAAGUAUAAGCGGCUGUACGAGGCGCACCGGCGCAUUCAGAGAGUCAACCAGGGGUUGGAGGAUAAACUGUUGAAGCUAGUUGACAGCUCGGAGACCGACAAGAACACGUUAACCAAGGACAUAGCGACCCUAUCUCAUACUCUGGCCGAGGCGAACUAUUCGAUCAAGAAGUUAACUGAGGAUAACGAGAGGUAUAAAAACGACGUCGCUUUAGCCAUACAAUUCCUGCAAUGUAAACAAAGCAACUUUGUAUCGCAGAAGUUAGAUUCGUUACCAAACGAGGUACAGGCGAAGGUAUCUUCCUACGUUGCAGGAAAAAAGAAACCAGAGGAGAAAAAGACGCCACCCGAAGUGCGUAACAUUAAAGUGCCAAUUCCCACGUUCCCGCCGACCGCCAUGGUCUACUCCAUCCCCAAGUCGACCGAAAGGGAAGAAUCUGAGCCGGAGUCUCCUCCGGUCGACAUCGUUUCGGCGGCGAUCAUGGCCAAAGUCCUACAAGAACGCGAACGAGAACGCUCGCUAGUAAAACACUGUGAUACUUGUACAUGCUCAAAAACCUUAAAGAUACUUCACGACGUUUCUAACCACAGCAUCGGCACCCAAACGGGCACUUACAGAUCGGCGGUUUGCCUUAGGUGCAACAACGACAUGGAAAGUAAACCCUCGCUGCAGAUAGUAAAAAAUUCCGAAACUAUGAGUAAAAAUGUGCCAAAUUAUACUCACGAAUAUGAUAAUUUAAAUUUACAGGUUAGAUCUAAUAUUGUUAAGGUAGAACCGAAUAAUUAUCUAAAAGAGGAGGAUUGCGCGGUACAAAAUUGCGAAACCAGCUCUAAAUUACCACCAAACAAAGAAGCCUCCAAGAAACUGCGCCACCACCACCUGUGCGAGCGAUCGCAACUCUUCCACGACAGUGCCAAAUUGAAAGGACCCCGUUACUGUUCCGUUCGUCUGCAAACCGGAUCGAAAAACAUUCUCCUCGACAACGUCCACACCAACAUUCCACCAGUUUUAUACACGCAUCCGUCGGACAAGAAGAUCAAGCUGAAAAAGACGGAGUACAACAGCUCGCCGACGUGCUCGAGCGAAGAUCACAAGUCGAUCGACUUGCUCGGCGAGCCGGUCCUAAACCAGCAGAGGGUCGCCGAGUGGAUUCAAAGCAACCAAACCGUCUCCCCGACCUCCCCGAUCGAUCCCGUCAAGUACGCCGAAAUGGAGAAGAACGUCAAGAAGUUCCUCUUCGGCGAGAGCCAAAGCGAGUUCUUGAAAAAGGUCGCGAUCGGCAAGCAGAACUACCAAAACCUGCGCGACAUUCACGGCGCCGUCGUCGAUAAGAAUCGACUGAUCAGAAGUCACUCGCAUACCGAAACCGAAAUUUAGGUUAGAAUUUGUGUACCUGCUAUCAUUUUCAGUACGUGAGGGGUAGACGAAAUCUGUGAUGUUAGCCUGAGAUGGACCCUCUUCAUUUUUUUACUGCGCUGUUAAUUUAAAGCUAGUUUCCUAUCAAAAUGAGAUUGAUUCAUAGUUUUGUGAGGGUGCGGACCCGCCCCAUAUUUUAAUAUUCUGUGUAAUUAUAGCUGUAGCGGAAUAAAGUGUGAGUGAGUUUUAAAUUUU
Photinus pyralis (common eastern firefly) is the source of this 2024-nucleotide messenger RNA. RefSeq lists its product as uncharacterized. NCBI's taxonomy places the organism in Eukaryota, Metazoa, Arthropoda, Insecta, Coleoptera, Lampyridae. The record is from RefSeq and is a predicted model, not a curated record. Bases 204 to 1790 code for a protein of 528 amino acids. The transcript is spliced from 4 exons.